GUUGAAGUUGACUAAAAUGAAAUGAAAUAAUAUGGUUCACAAAUUUCUUACAUUACACAAGAAACUUGGUAAUUAAAUCAAUCCCCUACUCCAAGACCACAAUUCACCACCCAAUAAACUGGGUGGUUAUAUUAAUCCCCUCCUCUAACUAGACCUGAAUACACAAAUGGUUGACUAUAACAAAUUCUAUUCCGCACAUGACAAUAGAGACCAUGAAUUCCAUGGCUUCCAACUACGGGAGAUGCAGGCGAAGAUCAAUGGAAGUCUGUUCGGAACCUUCAAAAGAUGUCUAAGCAAAGACAUUGACAUUUAUCCAUUGGGAAGUAGACUUGCACUCUUGACAUUACAUUACGAUUAUGAGAUAGAGACAAUCGAGUUGUCGCGUCAACGACAGACUGAUUGGACAACCUCAAUCUGCUUCCCGUCAUCACUCAGUCGGCCGGAUCCCAUCAAACGAUGCAAGUUUUAUGAUGAUGUAGAACAUAACCCGGAGGAAUGUGUAACCUUGAGAAUGGAGGUGGCUUAUCUACUCGGAAACGACUACCUCACCAAAAUUGUCGCAAUGAACAAAUCAAGUCCUUCUGAUGGCACCAGUGGCGGAAGUUGAAGAGCUAUGGAUUCACGAAAACGAUCAUACGAUUUUUGACAAUAUUUAACCCCUCAACAUACUAGCAGACACAAAAUAAAAUUCUUUACAAGUACAUACAGUUGUAUUCGUUCAACAUUUGUUAACCAGUAAUCCAGUAUCCUAUACAAUCGAUACAUAGUCUUUUCCGAAGAAUAAUUUACAAAGAGAUUUAGAACAGAUUCAAAUAUAAACUAAACUACUUAGCCGCAUAACAUAGCUUGCACUUCAUUUAGAUAGCCGCAAUCGGUCACACCACCAUGUGGUCACCGGCAUUCACAUGCCUUGUAAUUGAAGUUGUUUCCGUUGGAUGCCUGGAAAAAGUAUACGUAGUAUUCGAUACCCAAGUGUCAUAAGCAUAGCCCUCAGAAGAUGUUUUAAAAGUGAAGCAAUAACUCGGUAUAAAUUUGAAAAAAAACACUUAAAUGCACACAGAAAUGGUAGAACAGGAUGAUUGAAUUUGAAUGCCCAGGGGAAGUAAAAAGAAGACAUUUAAAAUGCAACCAAUUUGUUUGCCUCAGAGGUGACUAUUCUUAAAUUUCAUCACUCAUCUGAUAAUACGUGCAAUUUAAUAUGCAUCAUAGGAAACAAUGGUGAUAAAUUUAAAAUAAAAAUAUCAUUAAUUUCACCCUUGGACCGCGUCUGGAAAAAUUUUAAAAUGGUUUCGAUCCUCUGCUUUUUCACGAAAUUGACAAAAACCCAUCAUAUUAAUAAAGACAAACAAAUGAAACAGCUAAUUUAUAGAUAAAUGAACCAUAAAACAAUUAGCAAGAUGCAUCAGAGAGAUUCCCAUCGACAAAUCAUCAUCCUCUUUAAGAGUGCUGAUGUCCCUGUCUGUGUGUCAUCACUUGCACCAAUUUUAUUAUCACGGAAUAACUAGCAAAUGAUAUACGGAGUAAAUUAAGUAAAAACCCUUUAAAAUUAUUAGUAAAAAUGCCUUGGAAGCCUCAGGUUUAUGUUAUUUUCAUUGUAAACAUCUCAAAGUAUAUUUAAUGCCAUCACAGGCAACUCAAGGCACAACUCAGUUCAUUAAAAACGGUCGUUGAAAUCCAGUUCUAUAGAAACGUCACGAAUAAAAUCAAAGAUAUGCUAAUAAGAGGAUUAUGAAAGUAGAUAGAUUCAAUUAAACAUAACCUCCUAUCAGUGUAACUAUGACAAAACAAAGCAUCAUCGGAAAAGAAAUCCGUAGCCAUUAGGUAACAUCAUCAUAUAGGAAAUCAUGUCAAAAAAAUGUAAACUUGAACUGAUUUACAUCGUAUUUAGUCAAGCUAAGAAUACAUUUGGUAUAGACCAAAUAUAUAUUCAAAUCAUAGGCUUGACCAAUCACAAUGUUGGCAACAGGGAAAAGAGGAGAUCCACAGUAAAGUACAUCGCCUCGGCAAAGUUGCUCAAAUAUACUUAAGAUUACAUGUAUUUAAGAUAUUAUAUAGGAUUAAAUAUCUUAUUAACUAUUCAAUAUGAAAGAGCAUAUCGCAACGAAACAAAUGUUAUUGCCUCAGAGGUAGUGACAAUUCUUUUGGUGUCAUCAUCAUAUUAUCUGAUAAUAAAUACAAUAUGAAAUGCAUCAUCGGCGAUUGAUAGUGAUAAAUUCUGCAUUUUUAGAAUAAGCUUAAGCCCACUAAAUACAUAGUGAAAGCUGGGAAACCAAUUGGAUUGAAAAAAGUCAUGAUGAUUUAUAAUUUACCGUUUGUGUUGAAAUCGGAAAACCCUUAAAAGCUACAACCACGUUGACAAAUAGCAUCAAUGGCUGUUAAGCAUCAAAUAAAUUUGGGGUUUUAAUUUGAAAAAUAUAUUAAGAGAAAUAUGCAGAAAUUAACUAUUAAACACAAUAUUUAAGAGAAAACACAUUUUACGGGGAAUCACAAGUAUAGACGGGUCAGAAUAUCUGGCUUGGAAUUCUCUUUAAGAGAAAACACAAAGUGCGCUCAGUUAUUUCAACUUCGUUCAACUGGGGAAAUAAUCAUCACGCCCGUCUCUAUCAAAUAUGUCAUUUGAAGACGGAAGUAAAUUUAAAAUCAACGUAAAUUUACACUAUGAAAAACAACAAAAGCAAUAGAAGUAAGAUAGAACAGGAUUGGAGAAUAUUGCGUCGUCUCAAACUGCACGGCAACAAACAAAUGAUGCCAUCGCAAUGAGUUGAACGCCGGCUAAAACAAUAAAAAACACGAGCACUCGGAAUGAGUAGGAGGUUUUUAUCAUCACAUAUUCAGAAUAUGUUAAUGUUCUUCAUCGUGCUCGUCUUCAACCAACUGAAUCCGAAAUAGAUCUUUUGAACAGAAAAAGCUAUAUAAAACGAAACUAAAUAAUAAAACAUUCAAUUUAUAUAUACCGUCAGAUAGAUUGGAUCACUGCAUCACUGGAUCAGACGACCGUCGUGAGAAAAUUUAUCCAAAUUCAUCACACGGCACCAGAAAUUCAAACUACAACCUAAGAUCUUCAACACCAAAUUUACAGUACGCGGCCGUUGCUUUUACCUAGGGUUCCGAGCUCACACAAGCCAAUCAGACGAGAGGAAGAAGAGGAUAUUCGGUGUGAAGGGUUGAGGGGACGAAGCAGAAUUAUAUAGUGAAGUAAGAUGAGUCAAGACCUAAAACAAU
Cuscuta epithymum is the source of this 3222-nucleotide messenger RNA. NCBI's taxonomy places the organism in Eukaryota, Viridiplantae, Streptophyta, Magnoliopsida, Solanales, Convolvulaceae. The record is from the annotation of a GenBank genome assembly.